Messenger RNA from Lytechinus variegatus (green sea urchin), 1254 nucleotides. Its product is annotated as b(0,+)-type amino acid transporter 1-like. Bases 328 to 1254 code for a protein of 308 amino acids. NCBI's taxonomy places the organism in Eukaryota, Metazoa, Echinodermata, Echinoidea, Temnopleuroida, Toxopneustidae. Gene Ontology annotation, cellular component: membrane. Gene Ontology annotation, biological process: amino acid transmembrane transport. The transcript is spliced from 4 exons. The record is from RefSeq and is a predicted model, not a curated record. Gene Ontology annotation, molecular function: L-amino acid transmembrane transporter activity.
CGACAUGGAUGCUGGAGCUAGCGUGGAUGAAUAUACAUAGUUUUGGGAGAAAAAAAGAAAGAAACUAAAGUGUAAUGAGUUCCGUUCUUACUAACCCGGCCAUUCUUUUCUUCUAUUUGCCUCACAUAAAUUAGUGCUUUUCAUCAAACGUGUUUUAAUGAGGAGAAAUUGCCAUUAUUAGCGAUUUACAAUCAGUUUCGGGAUUUUAUUCGUAAAGCCAAAUAACUUGCGGCCGGAAAAGCUCUGACAGGCCUGGAUAUGGAUCGCAUCUUUCAAUCUCUUGUAUAAAGAAAAGAGGAAGAAUAUCAAUCGAAUCCUAUAGUGAAAAUGAUUUCAAACGAAAAUGAAUUCAACCGUCGGACAUCACUGUCAUCCAGUCUACGUCGACUUCAAAAGCGACAUGGUACGACGUCGACAGGUGGCCUGGAGCUUAUCGAACACGAUUACUCACAACAAGAAACCGACGUCGAGUGUCGACCAAAUCCCGAUGGAAAUGCCAAGGAUAAUGCCAAUCAUUAUUUAGAAUCUGAUCAAGGAAAAACGGAGGAUAAAUCGUUCGUGGUCGAAAGAACGUUUGGAUCCUUGCACUGUACAGCGAUCCUAUUGGGGGUCCUCGUUAGCUUCGGCUCGCUCUUUUCAGUAAGGGAAAUUUUCAUCAAUUGUGGCGGUCUCAUUCCCGCCCUUUUUGUUUGGAUUUCGUCUGGAGCGAUGAUGUUUGUCGGGGCGCAGUGUUACGCGGAGCUAGCGACAUGCAUUCCCAAGUCGGGUGGAGAUUUUGUGUACCUCUACCACGCCCUUCCCACGCCCAUGCCCGCCUUCAUGCAGGUCUGGAUGGGACUGGUGAUGGGUUCUGGGGCGACGAUCUCGGCGCUUGGGAAGAUGGGCGGAGUCCAGUUUCUUAAGUUGGUGUGCAGACGAUGUGAUGGCAUCGACAGGAGUUCACCGCUUGUCAUCAUUGUCGCAGCCCUCAUAAUAUGUUUACUAAUCAUGAUGCAUUGUCGCAGUUCUCUCUUGUCAGCCUGGUUUCAGGUAUCAAUGACAUGUAUCAAGUUAGGAUCAUUCGCUUUUAUCAUCGCUCUCGGAUUCGUUCACAUAGUCACCGGACGGACAUCAAACUUGAAAGAAAACAUGUGGUAUCCCUUACCGACCAAUCAGGCAAGUCCCAUGGUAGCAUUCGCUGUCACCUCUAUGUCUUUCACGGGAUGGCAGAGUCUUACUUUUGUGACCGAAGAAGUCAAGAAACCAGAGAAGUGA